This is a messenger RNA of Mesocricetus auratus (golden hamster), 2175 nucleotides long. It is a transcript of the gene Mllt11, whose product is annotated as MLLT11 transcription factor 7 cofactor. Gene Ontology annotation, biological process: positive regulation of mitochondrial depolarization; positive regulation of DNA-templated transcription; positive regulation of release of cytochrome c from mitochondria. Bases 604 to 942 code for a protein of 112 amino acids. Gene Ontology annotation, cellular component: cytosol; nucleoplasm. NCBI's taxonomy places the organism in Eukaryota, Metazoa, Chordata, Mammalia, Rodentia, Cricetidae. The transcript has 2 exons. The record is from RefSeq and is a predicted model, not a curated record.
GCGCUAUGAACAAUGGGUAGCUGUUCGUUACCAGAUUUCUAUCUCUGUUAAGAUCUCCACCUAUGCGUUAUCAUGGACCUAAGCAUUAAUUUCUGACACUUUACCUGUAAUUAUUUCCUGGCAUUUAGCUCUUCAUUUCAUGUAUCUAUUUUCCUAUAAUUUUUGCCCUGUGCAUCUAAUGACUUCUGUCUAGUGCCUAGUUAUCUGUAUCUUCCUUUUCAAGCUAUAAUUUUUGCUACCAGUUAUUUGGUGAAUCGUUAUUUCUACUGUAAUUCCUAUAUAUUGUAUGCCCCCCACUGUGCUCCGUUGGGAGUUUGGGGGAGUAGGGUGCACCUUUUACCUUUUUUAAUUUUCUUUUUUCUUUUUUUUUAACAAUCCCCUCCCUGUCUCAGAUUUUUACUUCAAAGAGGCCUGAGGUAGGACAGGUGGGGGGACUGUGGCUUGCCUGUAGCAACCAGUGCAGCCCACAGGAAGUACCGAUGACAGCGAUUUUUUCUUUGCAGCCCCUCCUAAUUAGCGGGGAAGGUUGUCAUAGAGCAGCGUGAGAAACCGGGGAGCUGCCAGAGCUACCCUCCGCCCCUCCUUAGACUGCGUGGUGGCCGCAUGACACAGCAAAGCCCUGUAGGCCUUGGAUGCUUAUGGGGUGUCUGGACAAAGGGUUUCCGGGGAACUAUGAGGGAUCCUGUGAGUAGCCAGUACAGCUCCUUUCUUUUCUGGAGGAUGCCCAUCCCAGAGCUGGAUCUGUCGGAGCUGGAAGACCUGGGCCUGUCAGAUACACCUACCUACAAGAGCAAGGACAGCAACGUUGGAAAAAUGGGCCGUCAAGCAACCGGAGCAGAGCAGAAGAACCCUGAAGGUGACCCUCUCCUUGAAUAUAGCACCUUCAACUUCUGGAGAGCUCCCAUUGCCAGCAUUCACUCUGUCGACCUGGACUUGCUCUAAGGCCAAAACGUCUCUCUCCCACCCCAUACCCUCGUUGCCUUCCCUUUUGAGUCCCUUCCUUUCUAAGCCUUUCCCAUUUUAAUCUUGUUCUCUUCCCUCUAUUGUGCUGGUGGUGCUGAUGAACCUGCCAAUUGAAUUGUAUGUAUGUAUGUCCGUAUUUAUUUCUUAUUUAUUUAUUUAUUUAUUUAUUUAUUUAUUUAUUUGCCUAUCUAUCUGCCUGCCUACUCCAUUUCUCCAAAAGCCUUCUAGGCACAAAGUCAAGGGUUUAGCCAUUGGAGUACUAGAGCAUAGGAUUUCCACCCCCAACCCUGAGAAUAUUAACUAGUCCCAGAAAACCAUCCUUAAAGGGGGCACCAGAGAGAAGUACAGUUGUUCAAAAUGGGAGGCCUUUAUUUUUUUUUAGUUACAUUUUAAUCAGCUUAAAAGAUUUCCUUGGUCCUCCCUAAUUUCCUGCACAAGGCCAGUAAGCAGGUAUUUCUUAAAGAAGUAAUGAGAACCUGGAAGUUUUGAGAUGCUUUCUACAAAGCAAGAUUCCUAAAACACUAAGGUAGUAAGUUCUGUUCCUUCUUGUAGCAUAUUCUCUUCUUCAGAAACGUGGGUUACAAGAGGAAAUAACACAUCCUGGAGAAUGGAAAUGAGGAAAAGCUUGGAACCAUUUCAGAAUUUUGGGGGGGGGUAGUUUGAGACAGGGUUUCAUUGUGUAGCUUUGGAGCCUGUCCUGGAACUAGCUUUUAUAGACCAGGCUCGUCUUAAACUCAAGAGAUCCUCCUGCCUCUGCUCUGCCUCCCAAUUGCUGGGUUAAAGGCGUGCACAACCACCGCCUGGUUUAGAAAUAGUUCUUUUAGCAUCACCUCAACUCUGCUCCCAGCUGUGGGUUGGAAACUUUUCAGAAAAUCCAUCUUCAUGGGGAAACCUUAGUAUUAGGAUAAUCCAUAAAAGGUAAAAGAUUUAUAUGAUCUAAAGAGAAACCAUCGUAUUAGGAUAAUUUAUAUAAAAUUAUGAUUCAGUCAUGAAAGAAGAGGCAGAGUGUUUUGCUCUUUGGUAUUUCAGCUUUGCCUUUCUGUAGUUGCAGUUUGUGAUAGGGAUCGAUGGUUCCUGGGCAUAGUUCUUCAGCUACUGUAAGAAAUAAGCAAUUAUAUUCGGACCCUACACCUGUCCUCGUUCCUUCCAAAGUUAUUGCUGCUGAUUUGUGCUGCCAUUUAUUCAUUUAUUUAAUAAAGUUGUUGAAUCCUG